AUGGUUGCCUACAAGAAAUCCACCACCACCCUUCUCUUGACUGCCACCCUGGCCGCCGCCCAAAACGGCACUUUCCCUUAUGCCUCACAGGUAAUGGAAGAAACCGACAUCACGUACACCACCGUAAUCCCCUCCCUCUGCGCCACAGGUCUAGUCCCCCAUACUUACACCAUCAAACAACACUGCGACUACGCUCCUUGCGAGCAACCCGCAGUCCCCUACGGUUGGGAAGUAAAGACCAAAUGGUGCGAAGAAGGCUGCGGUCCAGAACCAACCUUCGUCCCAGUCACUGAAUGCCCCUGGGAAAACCCAGCCCCGACUCCAGCAUGCUAUGGUGAAGGUUGUUAUAAAGACGAAGUCGUCUGCCCGGAGGGAAAUACUUACACCAACUGGUAUCACAUGCCUACCCCGGAGCCAACUCCAUACACUCCACACCCAGAGCCAGAACCAGAGCCGUCCUACCCACCAAAGUGUGAAGGAGAGGGAUGUAACCCCCACCCGGAGCCAAAGCCUUACCCACCACCAGUCCACCCAGAGACCAAGCCUUACCCACCACCAGUUCAUCCUGAGACCAAGCCAUACCCACCACCUGUCCACCCAGAGACUAAGCCAUACCCACCACCAGUUCACCCAGAGACUAAGCCAUACCCACCACCAGUUCACCCAACCCCAGCUCCUGAGCCAACUCCAUAUGUUCCAAGUGGUUGCGAGGGCCCCGAAUGUCCUGGAUUUGUCACCAAGGUCUACCCCGAGCCAGAGGUUCCAUGCAACACCACCGUUCCUCCACCACCAAUGUACACCGGUGCUGGUGUUAAGACCGCUGCUUCCGGUGUUUUGGGAUUCAUUGCUGUUGCCAUCGUUGCUUUCUUGUAG
This is a messenger RNA of Orbilia oligospora ATCC 24927, 873 nucleotides long. RefSeq lists its product as uncharacterized. The transcript has a single exon. The coding region runs from base 1 to 873 and encodes 290 amino acids. Lineage: Eukaryota; Fungi; Ascomycota; Orbiliomycetes; Orbiliales; Orbiliaceae. The record is from RefSeq and is a predicted model, not a curated record.